This is a messenger RNA of Moneuplotes crassus, 511 nucleotides long. NCBI's taxonomy places the organism in Eukaryota, Ciliophora, Spirotrichea, Euplotida, Euplotidae. The record is from the annotation of a GenBank genome assembly.
UAUUAUGGCUGAUUCAAAAUCGGUGGCUGCCUACAAUUAUCUACCAGAUGAAGAAGAAAGCAUUGAUGAUCUCAAAAAUAGCAAAUUUAAAGCAUUUAAUAAUGAGGGUAACCAGAAUCAGAAUAAUGAUACACAUGAAAAUAGCAUUGUAAAUCAUCCUCAGAUGCAAUUUGGAUCACCAGUGAGCUACAUCGGUGAAAAUGAUUCUAAAUCUCCUCUCAAUCCAGGAAUUGCUAUUGGUCAACCAAUCCUAGUGGACCAAGAGAACAAUAACCAACAUUUUAAUCACCACAAUCUCCAUCGAGGCGCUCUUGAAGACCAAAUACACCAGAAUCAAAUUCUUGAAGCUGCUGGUCAGAACAGACGUCAAGGCAUAAAUGACGAUGCCGAAAGAGCAAGAUCUAGAACAAGGACAAGCAAGAUAUUCACGUUAUGCUCAGUUCUCAUCGUGUUUGUAGCACUUGCCAUUUAUGUAGUUGUUAGUGUGUCUUAAAUAUUAAUCAAUCCUGGC